Molecule: messenger RNA, 2744 nt
Organism: Lucilia cuprina (Australian sheep blowfly)
Lineage: Eukaryota; Metazoa; Arthropoda; Insecta; Diptera; Calliphoridae
Product: carboxypeptidase N subunit 2
Exons: 10
Coding region: 1-1872 (623 amino acids)
Molecular function (GO): protein binding
Source: RefSeq, a predicted model, not a curated record
AUGUAUGAAGCACGUAAACAUUAUUUACAGGAAACGGACAUUUAUGACAUUUUAAGCAAUUUGUUGGAGUGGUAUUGUAUGGAACUAAGACGUUUAAACUUGGCUGACAACUCUAUUGGAGAGUUAGUGCAGCGUAUAUUCUUUAUGAUGAGUAAAUUAAAAUAUUUGGAUUUAAGUGGAAAUCCUCUGCAGGAAUUACCACCAGAUGUGUUUCGUGAUGUACCGCAACUGAAAGUAUUCAAAUGUCGUAACUGUCAGUUAAAGAAAAUCAAUCCACAAUUGUACAAUUUAUUACCCUCGCUAAGUGAACUCGAUUUGGGAAGAAAUGAGUUUAAAUUUCUUGACAAGGAUGAAUUUCGUGAUGUCAAGCAUUUAACCAAAGUUCUAUUAGAUGGCAAUCAAUUAUCUGUUGUUGUCGAUGAACUAUUUCGCAUGCAAAAAAGUCUUAAACAUUUAGAUUUGUCCUACAAUCGUUUGGCGAAAGUUCCAAACGAUUCAUUUUUACAUUUGACUAAUUUGACUUUUCUGGAUUUGUCAUAUAACAAAUUGGUGCGUUUAGAACCGCAGUCUGUAAGGCGUCUUAGCAAUUUGCGAACUUUAAAUAUAAGUGGUAACAUACAUAUGGAUCUUCAUGAAAUACGAGACACAUUUGAACUUUUGCCACACCUGACACAUCUUUCUAUUGCUGAUAUGGGAAUAUUGCCUGUCGGUUUGUUAGUGCCAUUCAAACAUUUGCGUUAUUUGAAUAUUUCCGGUAAUCACUUGGAUAUCAUGUCCUUACAAGUCAUUGAGCCCUGCCAGGAGCUAGAGUUUCUCGAUCUCUCAAGAAAUCAAUUGCAUGGCAUUAAUGCUGAUAUUGUUUUACGCAUACAGGCGAUACGAAAUGUACGUUUGGAUAAUAAUCCGCUUAUAUGUGAUGAGUGUCACAUGGGAAAAUUAAUAGAUGUUGUACGUCAGCUGCAAUGGAAAUGGGAAACAUAUCCAAUUUGUUUCUUACCCAAAACUCUCAGGGGUGCUGAAAUAACAGAUUUGGAUGCAAAUGGCUUAGAUCGUUGUUUGGAUUAUAUAACUGAUGAGGAACAGAAUGCAGCGAGCACAUCACAUGCAAAUUUUCUUGAGAGAGGUGGCCUUAAUACACUUGCAAUAUUGGGUGGCAUUAUUUUCGUUUUAAUUGCCAUUAUAAUCAUUUCCGUUGCCAUUUGCUAUUCGAAACAUCGGGCACGUUAUUAUACGCGAGAGGAUCAUCUUAAUGGCAGUGAGGACAAAUGUUUGGAAAAGAAUUUAGAAACGACCACAAUUACAGCCCAAGGAAAUGGUAAAACAAAUGCUAAGUUAGCAUCGCCCACAAAUGGCAGCAGUAACAAUAUAAAAACACCCUAUUCAAGUGGCAAUGGACUGGAGUCUCUAGCUGCAGAACCUUUAAAUCCCAGCAAUGGUCACAGUACCAAUGAAAUUAAUUUUAAAUUUCCCAUAGAUGAUCGUGUGUGUACCAUUGAUGAGCUGGUAGUGGUACCGCCAGCACCACCGCCUCCCACAAAACAACCACCGGCAGCAACUGUUCAAGAAAUGAAUACUGGCAAUCUGCGUUAUACACAAUCACCGCUGAAUUGUGGUAGUACAACGGCCAGAGCGGCGGUGGCCGCUGCAGCUACAGUCAUACCACCAGGGGCACCAUCGGCAGGAGCACCCACAAUGAUAACAACAUCAAUGACACCAACACAUGCAACAACGUCACUGCCACCAGAGGCUAUAGUGGUAGUACUGCCACCACCGCCUUCAAACGAACAACUUUAUUCCCAGCAACAACAUCAACAACAACAGCAGCAGUUAUUGCACUUAAACACACUUGAACCAUUGGUAAGUGUUAACUGACCUCAGGGUGUAAUGGGUCACACGAUAAGAAUGUCACAUUUGGGUGAAUAUCAGCAACAACAGCAAAACAUCACAAAUACAUAGAUAAUAAUAACAACAACAACACUAUAAUCACAACAAUUAUACUUAGUCUGUAACGGUAUAUACGUUAACGAUAUAUACCCCUAUAUGUAAAUAUAUUAUUUAUAUAUUAAUUUAUGUAUAAACAAACUAAAGACUCUCAUAUAUGUGGUUUAAAAUUGUACAUAGAAAAUCACUUUGUAAAUUUGUAUGUAUAAUUUUUGAGAAAAAGGAACAAAAAAAAUAUCUUUGUAUAACUUCUCUACUUGAAGUAAUAUUAAGAUUCUUUAUAUAAAAGAUGUUGAAGAAAUAUAAUUGCAAUGCAACUUUCUACAGUUAAAAGAUAUACUAAUUAUUUAAGUAUGAUAUUAAAAAUAUUUUUUUUAUAUAUUUUUAAAUUUCUCCAUUAACUACUAUUCUCAAAUAAAAGCCCUAAAGUAGUUAUUGUUAUAAGCAAGGAUUGCAAAAAAAAAAAAAAUAUAACAAACAAUAGGCGUAAAUAAUUAUUUUUAGUUUUUUUUUUUAAUAAAAAUUAUUUUUUCUUACGAAAACAAAUUCAUCAGAAGGCGAAACUUUGCUACAAUCGGUCCUAUUUCUAAAACGAGUAAGACAAAAUCAUAUAUUCAGACAAAAUUACGGACAUCCGGUAUGUAUAACCCUAGAAAGUAUCGCAUUUUACCGUGAUAAUGAAGACAAUUUUCUAUAAAAAAAGAGUCUCCUUGACAAUACAAUUUUCUAAACUAACUCAUUUCUACUUGAGUUUUAUUUCAGUUCUAGUUAGUUCUAUUUUAGUUCUAUUUUAGUUCUAGUUC